AUGAAAAUAACGCAGCAAAUUAAGCAUCUAUCACGAUUUUCAGCGCCAAGGCGCGUUGUAGUGUCUGGCUUAGGAGUAGUUUCCCCUAUUGGAACUGGCACUAAACUAGUUUGGGACAAUUUAUUAAAAGGAUGUUGCGGUAUUGUUUCUCUCAGAGAAACAGAGUAUUUAAAUUUGCCUUGCAGAAUAGCUGGAUUAAUUCCAGUAAAAAACGACAGCAACCUCUUGAAAACGUUAUCAAAAUCUAAUUUGAAAUCUAUGGCUCCAGCCACAUGUUUAGCGCUAGUUGCUACUGCUGAAGCAUUGUUAGAUGCCAAAUGGGCUCCAGAGACAGAUACUGAUAAAGAAAUUACUGGAGUAGCAUUAGGAAUGGGAAUGAUAGAUCUAAAGGAUGUUUGUGACACAAAUGAUGCAUUAAAAAUAGGGUACAAUAAGGUCAGUCCUUUUUUUGUGCCAAGAAUCUUGCCAAAUAUGGCUGCUGGUCAAAUAAGUAUUAAAUAUGGUUUUAGGGGGCCAAACCAUGCCGUAUCAACUGCUUGUGCCACAGGAGCACAUUCAAUAGGUGAUGCUUAUAGGUUUAUUAAACAUGGUGAUGCAGAUGUUAUGGUAUGUGGUGGAGCAGAAUCUUGUAUAAGUCCUCUAGCUAUUGCUGGAUUUUGUAGGCUAAGAGCAUUGAGCACAUCAUUUAAUGAUGAACCUGAAAAAGCUUCCAGACCUUUUGAUAAAAGGCGUGAUGGCUUUGUAAUGGGAGAAGGUGCAGCUGUGCUAGUCUUAGAAGAAUAUGAACAUGCAUUAAAAAGAAAUGCAAAAAUUUAUGCUGAAAUAUUAGGUUAUGGAUUGUCAGGUGAUGCAGCACAUAUAACAGCUCCUAGGGAAGAUGGUAGUGGUGCUCUAUUAUCAAUGAGAAGAGCUCUCCAAGAUGCCAAUAUUGAAAAAAAUGAAGUAACUUAUGUUAAUGCACAUGCAACAUCUACACUUAUUGGAGAUAGUGUUGAAUCUAAGGCUAUAAAAAAACUUUUUGAUGAGCAUAGCUCUAAAAUAUUGGUUUCUUCUACUAAAGGUGCACAUGGACAUUUACUUGGAGCUGCUGGAAAUUUAGAGGCUGUAUUCACUAUAUUAGCAUGUUACAAAGGAGUUAUACCAGCUACAUUGAAUUUGGAAGAUCCUCUUGAUGAUCUACAUUAUGUUGCAAAGGUGCCUGAAAAAUGGGAAGCUGCAAGAAGAGUGGCACUUAAAAAUUCAUUUGGAUUUGGUGGAACAAAUGCAACUCUUUGCAUUGCACAAAUCUAA
Parnassius mnemosyne (clouded apollo) is the source of this 1290-nucleotide messenger RNA. The record is from the annotation of a GenBank genome assembly. Lineage: Eukaryota; Metazoa; Arthropoda; Insecta; Lepidoptera; Papilionidae.